AUGCAGCAUAAUACUUGCCUCUUUGUUGUUCUCAUGAUGACGAUCAUCAUGCUGACACUUCAUCCUGUUCAAGCUGUUUUAAAAAAUCCAAUUUCCAUCGCUGGAACACCCAAACACUCAUAUCAAGUCGGAGAACCAGAAUAUUGGUUUCAUCAACGUAUUGAUCAUUUCAAUGCUUUAAAUACAGACACCUUUCCACAACGUUUUUACAAAUUUGUACCACCAGGUGUUUCACCAGACAGUGCAAAUCACAUUUUAUAUAUUUGUCCCGAGGGUACAUGUGGAGGAACAGCAAACAAUUACGUGAGAAAUUAUGCACAGGAAUUGAAAGCAACGAUUUAUACUUUGGAGCAUCGUUUUUAUGGAGUGUCAGUUCCUUAUGGAUCCAUGAAGACUGAGCAUUUAGCAAAAUAUCUUAGCACAGAAGCUGCUCUUGCUGAUUUAUCAGUAUUUAUUGAAUAUAUUUCUUCCUUACCAACUAAUAAUAAUCAAACUCAUCAAUUCAUCAUUGUGGGUUGCUCCUAUCCAGGCGCAUUGAGUUCCUUCUUCUCCAUGAAAUAUCCACAUUUAAUUAAGGGAGCUCUGUCGUCGAGUGGUGUGGUGAACUCGAUUCUUGAUUUUUACACCUUUGAUUUACAUGUUCAACAUGCAGCUGGAGCAGAGUGUUCCAACAACCUCAUUCGUGUCACUUCCAUCAUGGAAAAGAUGAAUCCCAAUGAUUUACUCAAAGACUUCCAAGCUCCAGCUGAUAUGGAUAUUCGUGAUUUAUUUUUACUUUUUGCAGAUAUUGGAGCUGAAAGUAUUCAAUAUGGAUAUCAUUAUGAAUUGUGUGAUACAUUGAAAUCAGGAGACAUUAGUCGAGACGACGUGUUAUAUGGUAAUUUCAACAAGUACGCAAUGAAAUUCUUUUAUCCAGUAUUUGGAACCACUCCUUUGGAUUAUUACAACAGAGCCAUUGGCAAUGAAACCUAUGACGCAAGAAUGGGAGCCAACGCUGAUCGUUCUUGGUGGUUCCAAACAUGCUCAGAAUUGGCUUAUUUCCAAACAGCUCCUCCCAUGCCAUUACCUUCUAUUCGAAGUCGACGUUUGGAUCUUGCAUACUUUUAUGACAAGUGCAACAAAAUUUUCGGACACAAUAUCAAGCCAAACACUCAAUUUGUGAAUAAUCAAUAUGGAUCUAAAAAGUUGUUGGACACGACUUUGGGAAGAACUGUUUUUGCCAAUGGUUCGCAAGAUCCUUGGUUGAAAGCAAGCGUGGAUAUUGAUCCUCGAAAAUUCAGUUUUGUUGCUGAAUGUGACAAUUGUGGACAUUGUAAUGAUUUACGUGGUUGUCCCUCACUCCCAAGUGACUCUGGUGCAAGUGACCACUGUGUAGGCACUGGAAAUGAUCAAGUCAAAAUGAUUCGAGCACAAACAUUGGCCAUCAUGAAGAUUUGGUUUGGAAUGUAA
Molecule: messenger RNA, 1449 nt
Organism: Naegleria lovaniensis
Lineage: Eukaryota; Heterolobosea; Eutetramitea; Acrasida; Naegleriidae
Exons: 4
Coding region: 1-1449 (482 amino acids)
Biological process (GO): proteolysis
Molecular function (GO): dipeptidyl-peptidase activity; serine-type exopeptidase activity
Source: RefSeq, a predicted model, not a curated record